CUCGCGCGCCCAGCCCGCCGGGCGCGCCCCGAGUGUGCGAAAUGGCCGACCAGGGCGUGGCCCGAGUCCCGCGCACCCCUCACCGGCCGCCGCCCCCGGAAAGAGGCGCCAGGGCUUCCGAGUGGAGUGCGGAGGGAAGGGGCGCUCGGCUUGCGGAGGAAGCCGAGGUCGGAGUGGGAAACUAGGGGCGACCAAGAAGAAAUCUAGACCCGGAGCGUCAGGGAAAGGGAAGUGGGGUUGAUGAGGAAACUCGAAAAUUGAGGGGACAGGGAUAAAUAGAAAAAAGCCCAAACGUGGAAGAGAGUAAGCUUACGUUUGGUGAAGUUCAGCAUCCUGGAAAGUAGAGACUUUGACGUAGGACGCUUAGGGAGAGGUGGAUUUAGGAAUCGGGGAAAGCAGGAAGUAGCGGGGCUCUUGGGGGAAGAGAAGAGGGAUGAGGUUUGGGGGGGAUCACUUUGGAGUUACACUAGGCUUUUAAGGAUAUGGCCCUGUAAGACAAGCUUCUAAGAUUUGUAGGCCUGUCUUGAUAGUGAUCUGGGGGUUUAUUUGUGUGUGCUUUUAAUCCUCUAGUUUAGAGACAGAGGUCUCGCUGUGCCUAGGCUGGAGUGCAGUGGCGCGAUCAUAGCUCGCCGCAGCCUCCAACUCCUGGGCUCAAGCGAUCUUUCUGCCCCAGCCUCCGGAGUAGCUGGGACUACGGGCGCGAGCUACCGCGCCCACCUGAGUUUUAAUAUGUACCUACCAAUGUCAGAGAUACACGAAGCUGGACAUUAAAGCGUUGAAAAAGGAUUUUAUUCCGCAACUACUAACAGAGGGGAAAGGCUGAGCUCCAUUCCUAUUUUCACUGAGAUGACUGCGAGUUUUAAAAGGAGAUAAGGAAGGAGGGAGUGGGAAGAGAGGGCUCAAGUAGAGUUAGGGAGGUGAAAAAUUACAAAGGGCUGGUCAUUGUGUAAACGCAAGUAGGCCAGCUGUGUCUCUUAUCUGGGAAUUAUCUAAGAUAAAGUACUAUCCUCCCACAGAGACUGGAAGUCAGGCCCAGUCCUUCCUGGUUACAUUUCAGAGCGAUGGCUUCCACGUCCUUGAGAAAGACACUCCUGAGUUGUAAGAGAUACCACAUUGAAUGAACAAAGACUGAACUUUGUUUACAGAUACCUUUUAUAAAAGAUGUCUGUGGAGUAGUGUUACAGUUCAAAUAACAAAGGAUUUUGCAUUAUGAGAUGAAUGAGAGUGGAGAAUUGGACAAAAAUUGAUUUUUAAUUUCCGAAUUGUGGUUUUUAGCUCACCAGUUAUUGUAUAGUCUCACUAUUUGAAAGUUCAUGCUGAAAAACUGAGUGAAUAUGAUCAGAUUUCUCCACCAAAUUCACAGCCUGAUAAGGAAAAUCCCAUUUUGUCAACCUAAUGAAGCAUUCAAAGAAGACAUAUGACUCUUUUCAAGAUGAACUUGAAGAUUAUAUUAAAGUACAGAAAGCCAGAGGCUUAGAGCCAAAGACUUGUUUCAGAAAGAUGAGAGGGGACUAUUUGGAAACCUGUGGGUACAAAGGAGAGGUUAAUUCCAGACCCACGUAUAGAAUGUUUGACCAGAGACUCCCAUCUGAAACCAUCCAGACCUACCCAAGAUCAUGCAAUAUUUCACAAACAGUGGAAAAUCGGUUGCCUCAGUCAUUACCAGCCCAUGACAGCAGAUUGAGACUAGACUCUCUGAGCUACUGUCAGUUCACCAGGGACUGUUUCUCAGAAAAACCAGUACCCCUGAACUUUAAUCAACAGGAAUAUAUUUGUGGCUCACAUGGUGUAGAAUCUAGAGUUUACAAGCACUUCUCCUCAGGUAACAGUACCAGUACUCAUCAAGCCAGUCACAAACAGAUACAGCAGAAGAGGAAAAGGCACCCAGAGGAAGACAGAGAAAAAUCAGAGGAGGAGCGGUCUAAGCAUAAGAGAAAAAAAAUCUGUGAGGAAAUUGAUUUAGACAAACACAAGAGCAUCCAAAGAAAGAAAACAGAGGUGGAAAUAGAAACUGUGCAUGUCAGUACAGAAAAGCUUAAGAAUCGAAAGGAGAAAAAAAGCCGAGGUGUAGUCUCUAAGAAAGAGGAACGGAGGCGUACAAAAAAGAAAAAGGAACAAGGCCAAGAAAGGACAGAGGAGGAAAUGCUUUGGGACCAGUCUAUUCUUGGAUUUUGAAGCUUUUGAAGUUGGUUCUCCCAAAGUUAAAUUGAAAAAAUAGGUGAGAGCUUGGUUUUAUGAUGUCCAUGUUCAUACCACUUUUCUUAUGUGAAUAGGUUCUUUAACUUCUAACAAAGGCCUAGUGAACAGAAAGUGUUUAGCAUGCUUGCUCUGCAACACAGAAAUUACUUUUCCUCAUUUUCUAAAAGCAUUAUUACAUUUUUUUGACAUAUAGUGUAAUUUCCUUUAAUGAAAGUGACUCUGCUUUUAUUCAUCAAAUUGCUUUGAUGGUGGAAUUAUUUUCUCUUGGGAGGUUAUUUAUUUUGAAUUGGAGGAUUAAUGACCUUUGCACAAUCUGUUUCUUGAUUGGGUUUGUUAUAGUUUUGAGUUGGGUAUUUUAUGUUCAUUGGUUUUUCUCUAUGAAGCAAUUUUUUUCUCCUUUAUUAGAUCUAACUUGCAGUGUAUUUUCUAGGCUGGAAAGUGGAAAAUGAAAUACAUUAUAAUCUUAGGUUACAUAAAGUUUCUAAAGUUUAAAAGAAUCUUGAUACAAAAUCAGUUUAUAUUCUGAAAAUAUUUAUAAUAAAGUAUUCUAAUUUCUA
Messenger RNA from Nomascus leucogenys (northern white-cheeked gibbon), 2756 nucleotides. Lineage: Eukaryota; Metazoa; Chordata; Mammalia; Primates; Hylobatidae. The record is from RefSeq and is a predicted model, not a curated record.